Messenger RNA from Pyrus x bretschneideri (Chinese white pear), 1014 nucleotides. RefSeq lists its product as uncharacterized. The record is from RefSeq and is a predicted model, not a curated record. The transcript has a single exon. Lineage: Eukaryota; Viridiplantae; Streptophyta; Magnoliopsida; Rosales; Rosaceae. Bases 317 to 697 code for a protein of 126 amino acids.
AUAACUAGACACGUGCGGUCCCCACAUGGAUCCACCCCUCAAAAAGCGCGUGCACCAUCUCCUACUCCCGCUUCACACAAGCUCCCGACGCAACACAAGAACCUUCCCGAUUCAGUCUUCUACUCCGUCUCUGAAAAAUCCCAAUUUUUUAUUUUUUCAUGUUUUUCUAGUCGGAAUUGUCGAUGGAAUCCCCUUCCAUGGAGAUCUCCGCCGUUAAAAACCCUAAGCCCAAUUCGCAUUCCCAUUCCACUCCCAUUCCCCGACGUUUCUCCUCCACAACGGCUUCAGCGACGAGGUCGAUGUGUCUGACAUCGAGAUGAUCACGAUCCAGACCGUCACCUACACCAGCCUCAGGGACCUCCUCCCGGCGUCGACGCAGCCAUCGAUCAUGUCACCGAUUCACAAUUCCAGCUGGCACGACGAGAUUCCGAUCAAGAACCCGCUCGUCAAGCACGCCGCACUGGCGUACCUCCAGCCGAUGUCCUCGCCGCCAGAGGUUGGCGAUAAGGGAUUAUUCCGGAUGAUCCGGGAGAAGUGCAACUGUGAGUUCGGGUGUCUCGGUUGGUUCGGCGACGUCGUUUUCAAGACAGUUAGGGACGUGUUUGGUGGCGUUUGUGGUUGUACGAAUAGUUUUGGCGAGAUUGGGGAUGAGGACGACGAGGAGGAGGACGACGAGGAGUGCUUGAAAGUUGACUGACGAGAGUGAAGGAUAGGGGUAUUUUUGGAAUGUUAGGGGUUGACUGGUAGAUGAUGGUAAAGAGAGAAGUGAGUGAGACCUUCCUUUUGUAUAUAGAAUUUAUUUAAUCUUUUCUUUUUUGUAAUUGAGUUUUGGUGGGUGGCUUUGUAAAUAGAUAUACAUUGUGUUCGGUUUAUUAAUCACCGAACACAUGAUUGGUGGGAGAGAAUUUGAUUUUUCUUCUUCAAGAAAAAGUUAUUGAGAUUUAUUUUCUUGGUGCUGUAUAUAUUUUUUGGUCAAAUGUAAUAUAUCGAUCUGUCGGUUAAGAUUUUGUGGAA